UCUCUACCCUCUUCCAUUGUUGACCAAUUCUUUCUCUCUCUGUCUGUAUUUGAAGAAAAUCUGAGGAGCCCUAGAAGUUUAUCCUUUCCUUCAUCGCCAGCCUGAAUUCAAUUGUUUGAUUCCUCAAUUCUCUUCAUUAUCAAAGUUAAAAAUGUCUGAGACUGUUGUUCUAAAGGUGGCUAUGUCAUGUGAAGGCUGUUCUGGGGCUGUGAAGAGGGUUUUAGGCAAAAUGGAAGGUGUGGAGUCUUUUGAUAUAGAUAUGAAGGAACAGAAAGUGACUGUUAAAGGAAAUGUGAAACCAGAUGCUGUCUUUCAGACUGUUUCCAAGACGGGAAAGAAGACUGCUUUCUGGGAUGCUGAGGCUGCUACUACUUCUUAGUGUACUCGUUUUGUUCAUCGUCGAUUAUCUUAAUGUAAGCUACGGUUUUUACAUUUUCACGUAUGUUUGGUUAUCUCUGUUGUUGCUGCUGCAUUAUUCAAACCUUUGUUUAUUUGUGUUUGUAUUAAUAUAAUGUGUUUUCUUUCUU
This is a messenger RNA of Impatiens glandulifera, 527 nucleotides long. Its product is annotated as copper transport protein ATX1-like. The coding region runs from base 152 to 379 and encodes 75 amino acids. The transcript is spliced from 3 exons. NCBI's taxonomy places the organism in Eukaryota, Viridiplantae, Streptophyta, Magnoliopsida, Ericales, Balsaminaceae. Gene Ontology annotation, molecular function: metal ion binding. The record is from RefSeq and is a predicted model, not a curated record.